Kogia breviceps (pygmy sperm whale) is the source of this 2557-nucleotide messenger RNA. It is a transcript of the gene BMP7, whose product is annotated as bone morphogenetic protein 7. Gene Ontology annotation, cellular component: extracellular region. Gene Ontology annotation, biological process: BMP signaling pathway. The record is from RefSeq and is a predicted model, not a curated record. Lineage: Eukaryota; Metazoa; Chordata; Mammalia; Artiodactyla; Physeteridae. Gene Ontology annotation, molecular function: cytokine activity; growth factor activity.
ACCACUCUGGGGCUCCCGAGGCGGCCUCUCGUGCGAUCAAGGGCGCGCAGGGCUGUGAGAGCGACCUGGGGCCCCUCUUCUGGGCGCCGGAGUUCGGAAGAGGGUGGAUCCCCGCCGCCCAAGAGCAAGAGCGCGAGAGGAGCCGGAGGAAGGAGCGCCCGCUCGCCCGCCGCCUCGCUGCCACCCCGGCGCUCGCUCUCCCGGCUCCUAGGUUUGCUGGCUGCUCCUCCCACCCGCGCCCGCCUCUUUGCUCGCGCUCUCGCUCGCUCGAGCCGGUUUCCGAGCCCCGCGGUGCGCCCGGGCGAGUGCGGGGCGAGGGGCCCCGGGGCCAGCGCCGAGCCGGGGGCGGGGGUCCGGGCAGAGCUCAGCCGGCCGGGGAGGGGCCAUGUCCGGCGCGGGCGCCGAGGGGCCCGUCUACAGCAAGUGACCGAGCGGCGUGGACGGCCGCCUGCCCCGCUCCGACACCUGGGGCGGCGCGGGCCCCGGUGCCGGGUGCCCGGAGCCCGGGUCGCGCGUAGAGCCGGCGCGAUGCACGUGCGCUCGCUGCGCGCCGCGGCGCCCCACAGCUUCGUGGCGCUCUGGGCGCCCCUGUUCCUGCUGCGCUCCGCCCUGGCCGACUUCAGCCUGGACAACGAGGUGCACUCAAGCUUCAUCCACCGGCGCCUCCGCAGCCAGGAGCGGCGGGAGAUGCAGCGCGAGAUCCUCUCCAUCUUGGGCUUGCCCCAUCGCCCGCGCCCCCACCUCCAGGGCAAGCACAACUCGGCGCCCAUGUUCAUGCUGGACCUGUACAAUGCCAUGGCGGUGGAGGAGGGCGGCGGGCCCGACGGCCAGGGCUUCUCCUACCCCUACAAGGCCGUCUUCAGUACCCAGGGCCCCCCUCUGGCCAGCCUGCAAGACAGCCACUUUCUCACCGACGCCGACAUGGUCAUGAGCUUCGUCAACCUCGUGGAACACGACAAAGAGUUCUUCCACCCACGCUACCACCACCGGGAGUUCCGGUUUGAUCUUUCCAAGAUCCCAGAAGGGGAAGCGGUGACUGCAGCCGAAUUCCGGAUCUACAAGGACCACAUCCGGGAACACUUCAGUAACGAGACAUUCCGGAUCAGCGUUUACCAGGUGCUGCAGGAGCACUUGGGCAGGGAGUCGGACCUGUUUCUGCUCGACAGCCGCACCCUCUGGGCCUCGGAGGAGGGCUGGCUGGUGUUCGACAUCACGGCCACCAGCAACCACUGGGUGGUCAACCCACGGCACAACCUGGGCCUGCAGCUCUCAGUGGAGACUCUGGACGGGCAGAGCAUCAACCCCAAGCUGGCAGGCCUGAUCGGGCGGCAGGGGCCCCAGAACAAGCAGCCCUUCAUGGUGGCCUUCUUCAAGGCCACCGAGGUCCACCUCCGCAGCACCCGUUCCACGGGGGGCAAGCAGCGCAGCCAGAACCGCUCCAAGACACCCAAGAACCAGGAAGCCCUGCGGGUGGCCAACGUCGCAGAAAACAGCAGCAGCGACCAGAGGCAGGCCUGUAAGAAGCACGAGCUGUACGUCAGCUUCCGGGACCUGGGCUGGCAGGACUGGAUCAUAGCGCCCGAAGGCUAUGCCGCCUACUACUGCGAGGGGGAGUGCGCCUUCCCUCUGAACUCCUACAUGAACGCCACCAACCAUGCCAUCGUGCAGACGCUGGUGCACUUCAUCAACCCGGAAACGGUACCCAAGCCCUGCUGCGCCCCAACUCAGCUCAAUGCCAUUUCCGUGCUCUACUUCGAUGACAGUUCCAACGUCAUCCUGAAGAAAUACAGAAACAUGGUUGUCCGGGCCUGUGGUUGCCACUAGCCCCUCCUGGAAGUCAGACUCUUCGGGGCCGCGUUCUUCCAGAUCCUGGGCCUCUCACCGCCCAGCGUCUCCCACCGCCUCGGCGAGGAGCCCGCAGACCCGACUGCCUGUCGCGAGGCCCUGCCGUCCCCCUCCCCAACUGCAGCGCUGUAGGAGUGUUAAGGAAUUUGAGAUUUUUUGAUCCGCUUUUCGUUGGCAUCCUACAGACAAGAUCCUACAAGCUGCUGCGGGCAAAACCUAACAGGGAAAACUUAUAUCAGGAAAAGUUGCCGGGCCCCAGUCGCUGGCUGUGAAGUCUCAGCUGUGCACCGACUCGUUCCCAGGGGUAAUGAUGACACCCUGCAGCCCGGCCACCAGCAGGGGGAGGAAGGGGGCGCGGCCAGGGGCGGGCACGUUCGUCUCUGUGCGAGAGGAAGACUAACGCGGAAGUCCCUGUAAUAAAUGUCACAAUAAAACGAAUGAAUGAAAAUGGUUAGGAUGCUAGAGAUAUAUUUUCCUAAACAAUUUAUCCCCAUUUCUUGGUUUACUCCGAUUUCAUAAACAGAAGCCACUGUAGCCGGCGGAGGGAGGGGAGGCCCCUCUCUCCGUGCCAUUCCGGUUUCAUUCUGAGGCUUGCCGAGGCCCACCGUUUCCGUAAAUUCACCCGAAAGCCAAGAUUUGGCCUGCAGGGGAGAGGGAAAUUUUCUGCUUGGAGUUGGCCUUGAAGAACAAAUAGGUUCCAUCAUUCAGCCGA